Lathyrus oleraceus (garden pea) is the source of this 2766-nucleotide messenger RNA. Its product is annotated as disease resistance protein RGA2. The coding region runs from base 1 to 2766 and encodes 921 amino acids. The record is from RefSeq and is a predicted model, not a curated record. Lineage: Eukaryota; Viridiplantae; Streptophyta; Magnoliopsida; Fabales; Fabaceae. The transcript has 4 exons. Gene Ontology annotation, molecular function: ADP binding.
AUGGAAUCCUCAGAUGAUAAAAAAAAUAACAUUUGUCUCAUGGAAGGUCAUGAAAAAGAUAAGGUUAUCGUUUCUUUGUGUAGUUUAUCGUUAAUUUCUAUUGAUAGAGAUUUAUUACAUAAGUUUAGCUUGCUGACAACAAUCAAGACUACACUUGAAGAUGCUGAGGAGAAACAGUUCACUGAUAGAGCUAUCAAGGACUGGCUUCUUAAGCUCAAAGAUGUUGCUCAUGUCCUCGAUGACAUCUUGGACGAGUGCGCCACUCAAGCACUGGAGUAUGAAGGACUAAAGGAAAGACGUUCAAACAAGGUACAAAGCUCUUUCUUAUCUUGUUUUCAUCCCAAACAUAAUGUUUUCCGCUACCAAAUUGCUAAGAGAAUGAAGAGGAUUAGAGAGAGGUUAGAUGAAAUCGCUCAAGAAAGGAGCAAGUUUCAUUUGACGGAAAUUGUUAGAGAGAAGAGAAGUGGAGUCCUUGACUGGCGCCAAACUACUUCAAUCAUUACUCAACCUCAAGUCUACGGAAGAGAACAAGAUAAGGAUAGAAUUAUUGAGUUUUUGGUAGGUGAUGCUUCUAGUUUUGAGGAUUUGUCUGUUUAUCCAAUAGUUGGUCUUGGUGGACUUGGAAAAACAACACUUGCCCAACUUAUAUUCAAUCAUGACAAGGUAGUCAGUCAUUUUGAGCUGAGAAUCUGGGUAUGUGUUUCUGAAGAUUUUAGUUUGAAGAGAAUGACAAGAGCCAUCAUUGAAUCAGCAACUGGCCAUGCUUGUGCACAAAUGGAUCUAGAGCCUUUACAAAGAAAACUUCUAGAUUUGUUGAAAGGAAAAAAGUAUUUGCUUGUGUUGGAUGAUGUAUGGGAUGAUGAACAAGAGAAUUGGCGGAUGUUGAAAUCUGUAUUGGCAUGUGGGGGAAAAGGCGCAUCAAUUUUGGUCACCACUCGUCUUCUAAAGGUUGCAGCAAUCAUGGGAACAAUAUCCCCCCAUGAUUUAUCAAUCCUAUCCGACACUGAUUGUUGGGAGUUGUUAAAACAAAGAGCCUUUGGACCAAAUGAGGAAGAGAGGGAAGAACUUGUGGUCAUAGGAAAAGAGAUAGUAAAGAAGUGUGAGGGAGUGCCUCUUGUGGCAAUGGCAUUAGGAAGUCUCUUGCGUUUCAAAAGAGAGAAAAUAGAGUGGCUCAAUGUCAAGGAAAACAAGCUAUGGAGUUCACAAGGUGAAGGUAAUGUCAUGUCUGCCUUAAGAUUAAGCUACUUGAAUUUGCCAGUAAAAUUGAGACCGUGUUUUGCGUUGUGUGCACUGUUUCCCAAAGAUGAAAUAAUAAACAAGAAGUUUUUGAUUGAUCUUUGGAUGACUAAUGGUUUUAUUUCAUCUAAUGGAAUGCUGGAAGCAGAAGAUAUUGGCAAUGAGGUGUGGAAUAAGUUAUAUUGGAGAUCAUUUUUUCAAGAUAUUGAGAAAGAUAAUAUUAGUGAUUUUGAACAAUUUAAAAUGCACGACCUUGUUCAUGAUCUUGCUCAAUCUAUUGCUGAAGAGGUUAGUUAUUACAGUACAAAACCAAGCCUAUCUAAAAGAAUCCUCCACCUGUCAACUUAUGAUGAGAAAUCCUUUAUGGUAGUCAGUUCAACACAGUUGCAUGGAAUCAAAUCAUUAAGGACCUUUUUAACGCGUGAAUACAAUGGUUCUCCACCUCAAAUUUUAAAGUUAGAUUAUUGUAAAAGUCUCCAAAGGUUGCCUGAUAGGUUGGUACAGUUGAAAGCUCUACAAUAUCUAUCUUUGACGCGUUGUACCUCGCUAUCAAGUUUGCCUCCACAUAUAAGAAAAAUGGCUUCUCUAAAAACUUUAACCACGCAUGUUGUUGGCAAGGAGAAAGGGUUUCUUUUGGCGGAACUAGGACAGAUGAAUCUUAAAGGAAGCCUUGACAUUAAACACUUGGAGAGAGUUGAAAGUGUGAUGGAUGCCAAUGAAGCUAAUAUGUUGAGAAAGCAAGUGAACAAUUUGGAAUUGGAAUGGGAGAUAAACGAAGAGUCCCAAUUACAAGAAAACGUUGUAAAGAUUCUUGAAGUGCUUGAACCUCAAACCCAACAACUUCAAAGUCUGAGAGUGAGAGGAUAUACAGGUGCCUAUUUCCCACAAUGGAUGUCUAGUUCCUCUCUAAAUAUUUUAACUUAUCUAGAACUUGUGAAUUGCCAAAGUUGUUUACACCUUCCAACUGGGAUGCUAAGAGACCUCCCUUCUCUAAAGACUCUUUACAUUGAUGGUCUUUCCAAACUUGAGCAACUUCCAACUGAUAUCAAUAACACUAAUGUUAUCCAAGAGAUAUAUAUUAGUGGUUGGGAGAACCUCAAGUCAUUGGAAGAUGAAGUAUUACAUGGAUUGCACUCUCUUAAGAGAUUGAAUAUUAUGAGCUGCCAAAAGUUCAACCUAUCAGAAAGUUUUCAAUACCUCACUUGUCUUGAGAAUUUGACAGUCCAAGGUUGCCCAGAAAUAGAAGGUUUGCAUGAGGCAUUACAACAUAUGUGUGCUCUUCAAUAUUUGUCAUUGGCUAAUCUUCCGAACCUGGCAUCCUUACCUGACUGGUUAGGAAACCUAGUCUUGCUUCAGACAUUGGAGAUUUUUCUUUGUCCAAAGCUGAUAUAUCUUCCCACGAGCAUUCAACGCCUUACUCGUCUGAAAAGAUUGGAAAUUUACGACUGCAGUGAGCUAGGGAAACGAUGUAGAGAGAACACUGGUGAGGAUUGGCAUAAAAUAGCUCACAUUCAAGUAAACAACCGCUAA